Messenger RNA from Strongylocentrotus purpuratus (purple sea urchin), 1717 nucleotides. RefSeq names its product glycoprotein 3-alpha-L-fucosyltransferase A. Gene Ontology annotation, cellular component: membrane. The transcript has a single exon. NCBI's taxonomy places the organism in Eukaryota, Metazoa, Echinodermata, Echinoidea, Camarodonta, Strongylocentrotidae. Bases 173 to 1453 code for a protein of 426 amino acids. The record is from RefSeq and is a predicted model, not a curated record. Gene Ontology annotation, molecular function: alpha-(1->3)-fucosyltransferase activity.
UGUGCUAUCUGUAAACUCCCUUAUAGGUCCAUGUUUUACCUGACUGCCGUUAUAUUCCGAGUCUUUGAUGUGCACUAGACUCGACUAGAGCAAUGCGGCAGAAUACGUCAAGUUGUAUCUCUCAUUCUAUGGUAUCUGUGGUACUUUCUUCAAAUAUUACUGUGCCGGUGUAAUGACGAUGGAGUUAAAGAGGAAAAUAUGUUUCUUCAUCUUAUUCUUGGGUAUUCAGGCAAUAUGGAUUGCCAUUUUGCUGUCUCAUCCUCAGGUCAUGUCGGUUCCUAUGCCAAAGCUGAAUAAUUUUUUCAAUCACGACGAUGGAGUGAUUCAUAGCCUAGUUGUACGGAGAGCAGAUAACACAUUUAACGAGUCUGAGGUAGGAACUAAUCCAUCGUGCUAUAAAGUGGUUUAUACUUGGUUAGAUGAACGUGAUACAUUUCAUGUCAAUCUCAUCUUCAAGCAAGUCGGACGGUUUUCCUGCCCCGGCCUCUCUUGCGGUGUACAGAUUGAACAUGGACGAAACUUAACUGACCUUGCUGCUAGUGAUGUCGUGUUUCUGUUUUACAAGUCCGACUGGGAUUGGCACGAACUGCUGGAGCAUCAAUCAAAGAGGCAGAAAUGGGUUUUCUGGACAUCGGAGAGCCCACGGCACACCCACCAUCGGGUAAUCCCACUACCAGAGUAUACCAAUACAACGUAUGAUUACAUCAUGACAUAUCGGAAGGGGGCAACUAACAAAGAUGCCUAUCUGUCUGAGGGUGGAUAUGGUCAUUUUGAUAGGAAAACGCCCUCGGUCCAAAAGAAUGACACCGGGAACUGGGCGGCAGAUAAAACCCGAAUGGUCGCUUGGGUAUCUACCAACUGUAACCCUUCUACGCUGUCCUAUGAUCGUACAGGGUUUGUGAACGCCUUGUCGCGAUAUGUUAGCGUCGACAAGUAUGGCCCAUGCGGUUGGCAUCCUUGCAAGGACUUGGGUACCUGUGGUCUGCAGACAUACAGGUUUUAUCUAGCCCUCGAAAAUUCCGAAUGUGAGGAUUAUAUCACGGAGAAAUUUUGGUACAAUUCGCUUACUCUGGGUUUGGUACCCAUCGUGUUUGGAGCUCCAAAGGAAGAUUAUCUCAAAGUUGCGCCACCGAAUUCGUUCAUAUUUGUUCAAGACUUCCCAUCUAUAGCGAAACUUGCAGCUUACUUGGUGGAGCUCAGUGAAAAUGAUGAUCUGUAUAAUCAGUAUUUUGAAUGGAAGAAGGAAGGGUCUGUGACGUCUCAUAUACAGUUCUCAAACUUGGAACCCCAGAGCCUUUGUGCCAGUGUUGUUCAUCGGGUUUUAACAGAUGAGGAAGCCGAGCGUGAUCAAAUAGGAAACGGGGAAAAGAAACCUAUGGUAAACGCUUGGGAUAAAUGGUGGACAAACUCGUGUACCUCUACUGUCUCUGGAUUUCCAAUUCCCGACCAAUAAGUGACUUUUUUGUCAUUUUUCUAGUUAUAUUUGUUAAUUAUUAAAAUAUUUGUAUUCUUUUUAUUUUCAUGUUUACGUUCAGUAUUUACGUGAAACUUUAUGGAAAUAAUAUCAUAUUAAUAGUAAUUAUUUUGUUGUUGAAUGGAAUUCAACUGUACAAAUCUGUAAGCAUGAAACAGUAUGUGUUUUUGUUUAGCUGAGUGUAUUUUAAGCGCAUUGAGAGAAGAGACUUCCCCGUCGAUCCUAUCUGAUAGUGCUGUUAUU